Cryptomeria japonica (Japanese cedar) is the source of this 3900-nucleotide messenger RNA. RefSeq names its product heavy metal-associated isoprenylated plant protein 39-like. The coding region runs from base 832 to 1326 and encodes 164 amino acids. The record is from RefSeq and is a predicted model, not a curated record. NCBI's taxonomy places the organism in Eukaryota, Viridiplantae, Streptophyta, Pinopsida, Cupressales, Cupressaceae. The transcript has 3 exons.
GAACGCACGUCUCCAGAGGCAGGUGCAGGGUCGUCAAAGCAGAGUCCCUGACGGUGGUUUGAAACAGAUGGCCAUCAGGGAAAAGCUUGCAAGAGGUCAGAUCUAUGAAAAACUUACAUCUUCAGAGCUAGGACCGUCAAAGCAGGGUUCCCGACGAUAGCUUGGAACAGAUCGUAAUCCAGAUUUCCAGGAAAAUUCAGGGUGCAGGGUAGAUUGUCAGGAAGAUGCUAUAACAUCCUACACGUAAACAUUAUGUGGAAGCAAAUACUGUGCACAGAUGCCCUUUCCAAUGUGACGAAUGUGGCUGUCUUAGAGUCUUGCUAGGUUCUGGAGCAUUAAAAGAGUUGGAUAUGUCCAGCUGCUGCAGUUUAACCAUGCUGCAGUUUAACCAAGCUACCUGAUCUUUUUGGUGAACUUAGAAGUUUGCAAUUCUUAAAUUUAUCCAAAUGUGAUAAAUUAGAGGAAUUGUGCAGCGACUUCCAUUGCCUUGGAGCGUUAAAAGAGUUGAAAUUGUCUGGAUGCUGCAGUUUAACCAGACUUCCAGAUUUUUUUGGUAAACUAAAAAGUUUGCAAACUUUAAAUUUAUCCAAAUGUGAUAAACUAGAGGAAUUGUGCGGCGACUUCCAUUGCCUUGGAGAGUUAAAAGAGUUGAAUUUUUCCGGAUGCUGCAGUUUAACCAGAUUUCCAGAUUUUUUUGGUCAGCUUGUUUGCUUGGAGAAUGUAGAUUUAUCAGGAUGCUCUAAUUUGGCUAAUAUUUCCGACGAUUUCCACACUCUCCCAUCAUUGACAAGAUUAAAUCUCUCAAAUUGUAAGAGAUUGGGUGCUGAAUGGAUGGAUCGUGUGGAAGGCAGUCAAAGUUUGUUGUAUGUAGACAUUUCAGGAAAUGAAGGGAUAACUCAGCGGUGGAUGGAAAUGCGAAGGGAGAAGGAAGAAAGAAAUUUAGCUGUGGUAACUGAUUCCUCCUUCAACAAAAUAGUGUUAAAAUUGGCGAUUGAGGACGAGAAAAGAAAGAGGAAAGCCCUCAAAAUGGUUGCAGUGGUGGAAGGGGUGGAUUCUGUGGCUGUGGACAUGAAGGAAAAAACGAUGACUGUAAUUGGGGAAGCAGACCAUUUGUUUAUUGCCUCAAGACUCAGGGAAUUCGGUUUUAAUUUUGUCGAACUGCAGAGCGUUGGGCCUGCUAAGGAGAGAAAUAAGGAAAAGAAUGAAGAGAAUAAAUCGGAGAACCCGACAACCGUGUAUGUUCCGAGGGUUUAUUAUGAUUACAGUUUGGAAAAUGGUGAGUAUAAAUUUCGUUUCGAAAAUGAGAACUUCUGUACCAUCUGCUGAAUUCUCAUCUAGGGGUUUUCAAUACCUAUUCUUCCAAGAAGAAAUCUCCAUACCUAUUUCUUGCAGCUCAGCUUACAAACCCACAAUAGCUCCUCUUCUUUAAUUUUUGUAUUUAAUUUUGCAAUCCUGUCAUUGCAUUGUUUCAACAUAUGUCCUAACCGAUUGUUUUCUUCCCUUAGCACAUUACACUGCUCUUGGUCUUUUACUCUCAAAAUCUUUGUUUCAUCGACUUCAUUUUGUAGUUGUCUAAGAGUCUUUUCCAACUCAUUUUUUUCUUUUCCUGAUUGAGACCACAAAUCUUCAUACUUUUGGCUUAGCAUUCUCGCUUCAUUGAGAUCAUUUUGCAGUUUCGGAAUUGUAACUUCAAAUUCUCCCUUGGAAGCGUCCCACAUGUGCCUAUCUUCAGCCAAUUUUUCCUUCAAUUGUUGAGUUUCAUUAAUGGAUUGAUUUAAACUAUUUUCUAACUCAGCUUUUUCUCUACUUAUUUCAUUGCAUAAGACUUGAUUAUGGUGGGCCAGAAUCUUCGUUUUCUUGAGCUUUUUCUGCAGCUUUACAAUCGUACCUUCUAAAUUCACCUUACAAGUAUCCCAAAGGUAACCUUUUUCGGUCAUUUUUUCAUGUAAUUCCUCAUUCCUAUUAUUCAACUCUCUCAACUCCUCUUCCAAUUUUAUUUUUUCAUGCCUUAAUUGAAUGCAUGCUUCUUCAUGUUUCAGGCUCAACACUUUUGUUUCAUUGAGCUCAUUUUGCAGCCCUGCAACAGUGGCUUCCAACUCUGUCUUUGAAGAUUCCCACAAGCACCCAGCUUCAGACAAUUUUGCUUUCAAUUCUUCAGUCUCAUCAUUGUAUUCUCUUACCUUAUUUUCCAAUUGAUUAUUUUCUUUCAGUAAUUCAGAGCGCAAUUCUUGAUGUUUGUUAAUCAAAAUUCUUGCUUCAUUAAGAUCACCAUCCAACUGUAAAACUCUUUCUUGCAAAUCAGUUUUUUCUUGUCUCAGCUUACUGCACAGUUGUUCAUGUCCUUGGCUGAAUACUUUUGCUUCAUUAAGCUCAUUUUGUAGCUCUGAAACCUGGUUUUCCAACUUCUCCUUACAGGAACCCCAUGACCGCUUAUCCUCACUCAUCUUUGUAUUCAAUUUCGUACUAGUAUCGUUGAUUUUUUUGAGUUUAUUUCCAUCUGAAUUUUUUCUUGCCUCAAUUUAGUCGACAAUUCUUGUUGUUUCUGGCUCAUACAAAUUUUUGAGACAUUUCAAAGGGGUUUUAGUAAAGUCAAAUUGCCAUAGAUUUGGGACAAAUUAAUAGAAAAUUCAAAGGACAAGUUCAAUCUUCUCUGAAGUAUAUUCUAAGUAUUAUAUCCGAAUUAGAUAAUAAACAGUUAAAACUCAAUUUAAGGUAUCCAAUUCAAAACACAUCCAUGUUCUUAGCAUUCCUUUUAACCUAUAAGCUAAAUGAUUUAAACGUCUUUCUCCUAUAUUUCUCGUUUUUCUCCUUCCAUCUUUCUCAUUUCCUCAUUUGACAUGUUCCUGACAUUGAUCAAUUAGGAGAAUACAUAGUAUUUCCCUUCUUACCCGUCCUUCAAUGUAUAUUUUAUUCAUUCUUGUUCAACAUCAUAGGUAGCAUGGAAUAAUAAAUAAGCAUAACAAGUGUAGAAAACCCAAACCUAACAAAAGUCUAGCUUUCCAGAAAGCCCAUGAGGAACACAGUAAUUACAAUUGAUAAUGAGGGCAGUCAUGGCACUAACAACACUCCCCCACACUUAGACUUUAGGAGUCCUCUAUUGUGGCACAUAGAUUGCCAUUUCACGGAGCCAUCAACCACACAAAAAUGCUCACAACGUAAUGAGUACAAGAGGUUUUCCCCUUCACAUAGUAUCUCCUCACUAGCAGAGCAACUGCCACCAUCAUGAAGAUGAACAAUGUUCUUCUAGAGAGAAGUUUGGAGAAAGCACACCCAGGCUAGAGAAGAGCUGCCACACGAGCCGUCUUUCAUCACCAAGGUGGAAUUAAUAGGUGUAUCUAUGUACCGAUUCACCAAUGUAAAUCAGGAAGGAAUCAUGCGCAUCCUUACAAUGUGGGGGAUGCAUGUAUUACAAAUACAGAGAGUUUUGUUAUACAUACACAUUUGGUACUGAUUUAUUUUCAUGGACUGUUUUCUUUGUUGUCUAGAUGUCAUUUAUCCAAGGUUGUGUUCAAGGACUGUUGAUUGGGUGUUUUGUGGGAAAUUUUGAUUUUAAGUGGAGAGCAUGACCAAAUCUUAGAAGAUGGAUGUAAACAACUUUCUGCUUGGUUGAUAGUUAUGUUUUAUGUUGUUAUUUUUUAAGUAAUACAUGUGACAUUCACUAUUCUUAUAAACUUUCUCUGACCACAUUUGUUAAUUUAGCUAUGCUAGGUAUUUGAAGAUGUUCUAGUUUUAUAAUAAAUUGAAUCUUUAUCAUAUAUGUAAUGAUCUCACCUACUAUAAAUGAAUAACCACGACUUCAAAGAAGCUCUGUUAAGAAGAAAUCUUUAUUUUACAUCAUACCUUAUUGUUAUGUAUAGUUCUCUUUAUGUUUUGAAUGAACUUAACAUCCUGUUCCACAAC